Messenger RNA from Dovyalis caffra, 1344 nucleotides. Lineage: Eukaryota; Viridiplantae; Streptophyta; Magnoliopsida; Malpighiales; Salicaceae. The record is from the annotation of a GenBank genome assembly.
AUGCGGUAUCCUACCAAGCGAAAGAAUUGCAGGUGUGGUAAUAUUGAGUCUGAGACAUUCUUAGGUUGCUAUGGGGCUCUUGAAUCUGUUUAUUGUUGCGCUAAUGCCAGUUUUGAAUGUACUCCUGAUUACUGCCGUCGGAUUUUGAAUUCAAUUGUUGUGCAGCUUGUGUUUUUUGUCUUGAGUCCAGCACUUGUUGGCAGCAACUUGGCAAAAUUCAUAACAUUAAGAAGCUUGUUUCAGCUGUGGUUCAUGCCAAUAAAUGUUCUUAUCACCUUUAUCAUUGGCUCACUACUUGGAUGGUUACUUGUAAAAAUUACCAAAGCUCCUAAAGGACUUCGGGGCGUGAUCAUGGGAUGUUGUGCUGCUGGAAAUCUGGGCAACAUGCUUCUCAUAAUUGUUCAAGCUGUCUGUAAAGAAAAAAGCAGUCCAUUUGGAGAUUCCGAUGUCUGCACUGGCCGUGGAAUGGCAUACGUUUCACUCUCUAUGGCAAUUGGAUCCUUGUACAUAUGGUCAUAUGUGUACAAUAUUGUGCGUAUAUAUUCAAGUAAAGAUUCUGAUGAAGCCAAACCGGAUGCCUUGCCGGAGGGUGCAGAGUCUGCUGGAGAAACAAAUGAAUCUUCAAAAUGUCGCGCAGGGCCCCUGCUUCCUUUAGAAGAUCCCUCACUUGGUGAGAGUCAUAUGCAACCCUUGGAGCUUGAUUUUUCAGUGUCAGAGGAAAAGGCCAAGGUGCCAUUUCCAGAAAACAUUAAGAGAAGCUUUCUGAAGGUUAUAAAGAAACCCAGCCUACGGAGAUUGCUUGCACCUUCAAUUAUUGGAGCGGUAUGCUUGCAGCAAAUUCUUAUUUUGGGAAGUUAUUAUACAUAUAGGAUCAAAUCCCUUAAAGAUAAAGACGAUUUGAUCAUUUUGGGGUUGUGGCAUCCCAGCUUACAUGAGAAAUCUGCUCUCCAACAUUGCCAUGAAACUGGCAUUAGCAAGCAGCAGGCAGCGGUUCCAAUUAUGACUUUGAUUGUGGGAGCAAAUCUUCUGAAGGGUUUGAAAGGGUCGAAGAUGCCACUCUUGGUGCUUCUUGGUAUAGUGGCCAUCCGGAAUAUUAUUUUGCCGACUUUGGGAGUUGUUAUCAUUAAAUAUGCAGUCCAUUUUGGGUUGGUGCACUCAGAUCCGUUAUAUCAGUUUGUUCUUCUGCUUCAAUUUGCACUUCCUCCAGCAAUCAGCGUAGGUACGAUGAGCCAGUUGUUUGAAGUUGGCCAAACCGAAUGCUCUGUGAUCAUGCUAUGGACCAACGCCUUGGCCACAGUUUCGCUAACUGUUUGGUCAGCAUUCUUCAUCUGGUUUGUUAGAUAA